Megalobrama amblycephala (Wuchang bream) is the source of this 6884-nucleotide messenger RNA. RefSeq names its product platelet and endothelial cell adhesion molecule 1b (gene pecam1b). The transcript has 14 exons. Gene Ontology annotation, molecular function: transmembrane signaling receptor activity. NCBI's taxonomy places the organism in Eukaryota, Metazoa, Chordata, Actinopteri, Cypriniformes, Xenocyprididae. Gene Ontology annotation, biological process: cell surface receptor signaling pathway. The record is from RefSeq and is a predicted model, not a curated record. Bases 157 to 2355 code for a protein of 732 amino acids.
GUAGCUGAUAGCAGUUUGAGUAGAAUUCAUUUCUUGUGGUGCAGGAUUUCCAAGUAUCUUGUUAAACAUGAAGUUUUUGAAACCUCCAACACCAUCUGAGUGGUAAAAUGACUUAUUUUCUCCACAGAGAUUGUCAUAACAAGCGUGGAUCUUAUUAUGCUGCCCAGCAAUGUAGUUCAAAGAGGUACAAAAGUAUCACUGAAAUGCCAGCCAGAAGUCAGCAGCAGCCAAGGGUCUCACCUCAAUUAUGAAUACAUAUUCUUCAAAGAUUAUGUCCCUUUAAAUACUGACCAGAUGAAUGCUACGGAUAGCCUCUACUCUAUACCAGAUGCCAGAGUGAGCCACUCUGGGAAAUACAAAUGUGCUGUUGUCAUUAAGAAGGAAAGGAAGGAGAGCCCUGUCAAAGACCUGAAAGUGAAAGGUCUUCUGACACCAGUCCUAAAUGUGGAUAAACUGACACUGACAGAAGGAGAUGAUGUUACUGCUGUCUGUACAGCGGAGGGAGAAACAGGUUUUUUGACAUUUUUCUUUAGAGAUGGGCCUGAGGAACUCUACUGGAAGGAAACUUCUAGUCAGAAAGUUGAGCACAACCUGACCGUUACUAAGAGACAUGAGAAUAUGUUUUGCUACUAUACCGUUAAGCUGAGUGACUCAUUAGAAACGUCUAACAACAGUAAUGUGAUUAGUGUUGACUUUCAAGAGCUGAAGAUAAAACCUGAUAUCAAAGUCAUGCCAUCAACAGAUGUUAUUGAAGGAGAUCUCAUAACCUUCAGCUGCAGUGUGAAUAUGACUCACCAGAGAAAUUCAGAACUCAGAAUCCAUUUAAUCCAUAAAAGCACCAUGCUUAGUUCGAACAUGACACAGGAAGAUUACAAAAUGUUUCCUAUGGCUAAUGGCUCUGGAAAAUAUGAGUGCAUUUCAAAACUUGGUGAUGUUCUAAAACCUUCCUCUGUGUACAUCACUGUAAAAGAGCUUUUCUCUGUGCCUGUCCUGAGUAUUCAUCCCGAUGAGGUUUUUGAAGGAGAAAACUUCACCAUUAGCUGUAACAUCAGCAGCUUUGCCUCAGAGAAAAUUCAAAGGGAGGAUAUAACGUAUUCAAUAUUUAGAGACAAAACAAGUGUGAUAAAUAAUAACAAAUACAGUGGCAUUGCAGGCAAAGUGACCAAUGGGAAAUACAUGUGUAUGGCCAAGGCCAAUGAGAUUACAAAGGAGAGCCAGGGGGUGCUGUUUGGAGCAAAAGUGCUCGUUUCAAAGCCUGAGAUCACAACUUCUGGUCUAGUUAUCGUGGAUAAGCCAUUUUUGAUCCAUUGCCACUCUAAGAAUGGAAGUCUGCCAAUUAUCUACUCGCUGAAGAGAAACAACAUCACUCUGAACAGGACCGAGGUGUCUGACCCUCAUGAGAAGGCUCAGUUCUUAGCCUUGAUAUCGACUCCUUCAGACAUUAGUAGUUACUUGUGUGCAGCAGAGAAUAAUGGUCGAGUCUCAAUCAAGAUGAGUGAAAGGCUACAUGUGACUGUAAUAGUUCCAGUAGGGAAGCCCUUAAUGACAGUCGUUCCAGUUCCCGGAAACAUUGAGGAGGGUGAUAAUAUUACCCUGAUAUGUGGCAUUCCAAAAGGCUCUCCACCAAUCAGUUUUAGGUUUUAUGCCAGCAAUCACACACCAAUUCACAACACCACAGUUCAGAGUAAUUCAUCCUCAUUUGUCCUGAGUACAGUGAACAGAGAAAACAGUGGAAAUUACUACUGCGAUGCAUCUAACAAUGCAGGCAUGUCAAGAAUGAGUAACAUUGUCACAGUCGAAGUGAGCCUGGCAAAGUGGAAAAAGGCUUUGAUUGCUGUGUUCUUCAUGCUGUUAAUGGUGCUGCUGGUCCUUUUCAUCAUGAUACGCUACAAGGCCAAGCGAGGUAAAAGAGAGAUGGCUGCCAAACUAUCAGUAAAGCCUGCAAGUCCUAAAUCAGAUGACUCUCUAACCCUGAGUCUCACCCAUGACACCCAUUAUAGCGCACACACAGUGGAGGUGAAUAACAAAGAGAGUGUUUGGAGCGAAAGACCUCCAGAUCAGGACAGCCUAGAGUCACCAAAUGAAGGUGACGUAGAAUACACAGAGGUGGUUCAUCCUCAACCUGAAGAUCCUACACGAAUUCCUCUGAGAAAAGGCACAGAUACUGUAUACAGUGAGCUUCAGACCUCUCAAGGGGAUCCUGAGCACAUCAACCAUUUUCUGCAUCAGUUUUGGUGUUUCCGCCCGGUUCGGUCCUGUUCGACCCGGUUCGGGUUCUUUGGAAGAUGCACUGCAAGGAUUAAAAGAGAGGUGAGUAGAAAAACCCUCUGUCUCUGCUGUUUUUCGAAUUGUUGAGCCUUGAAGCUAUCUGCUGUAAUGAGGAUGUGAUAUUUCAAUAAUUUUGGACUGCAGCCAAAGAAAUAAUCACGAAUCCGGGACCCCGAUGAGUUUAAUUACUGAAUAUUCAUUGAUUGGUGUUGAUAUUGAAUUAUCAACUGAAAUAUUCAGAAUACGGGGAGAAAAGUGAGGGAGCUCUCUAUUGCGAGGAUGACAAUUAUUGUUGUUUGAUAUCAAUAUAUUCUACCGUUUGUUUCCCCGUUUAGGCUAAUCCUCGGGUGAGACUGUGUUUUGGGUAGAAUUAUUGAAAGUCUGAGAAGUCAACUCGUGUUUGGGUAGAAGCUUCUAAAAAGGGCUCUGCAAUUACGAUAACAGGAAAAGACUGGCCUUGCUGAAUUACUGAAUUGAGAUCCAUUGGCAAAUAAUAUAGCAAUUUUUAAAUUUAAAUCCAAGAGAAAUUGAAAUUGUCUAAAUCCAGAAAGCAGAAAUUUAAAGUGUGCAAAUUUGUAGAAAUUAUUGUAUGAAAAGAAGAAAGAAAAAUUAUUAACAUUGUCUACAACCACAAGUAUUUUGAGUGUUUUUUCUAAUAGAUGAAGUUAUAUUCGGUCAUGACUUAUUCUUUUGUGUAUUGAAGUCCUUGCAAGGCACUAAAAUCCUAAAAUGUUAAAUAACUUUUAAAAUGUCCUACAUAACUCGAUCUUGUCAGAGUGGGUGUCAAAGCAGACCAGCAUAUCAGUAAUUAUUCUUGUAUGUGGAUGUCCAUCUUAUAAAGGAGAUUGGAUUGUAAAUAGGCUUAAAAAAAAAAAAAAAAAAAAAAAAAAAAAAAUCAAUUAAUGGCUAUUUGCCACUAUUUCCUCCAAGUCACUUUGAUGAGGUGAAGUUAGUUUCGAGUUCCUGCUCUGUUCUGUCCCAGCUGUGUUAGAUCGAGUGUGCUGCUAUCUUUUAUUGUGCUCAAAAUCUUAGUGAUAUGAUAUGUACAAUUGUACUUCUAUAAUUCUGCUGAUUAGUUUUGUUUUGUUAUUAUUAUUUUAUGCAUUGUCUCAGAUAGGUUUAAAGUUAAAUAAAAAUACUAUAUAUAUAUAUAAUGUGGAGCUACUUAAAAGAGAAAUUAAUAAACAGUACAAUAUUAACUGAAUGAAGCAAAAAUAUAGGUUUAAUAUGUUCUGUUAUCAGUGAUCUGAAGAUGUCUGAAAUAUGUAUUCAUAAUCCCUGGUGGACACCUUGAAAUUGUAUCUAUUGUAGAGAUUUUUAGUAAGUGUUAAUGGAAAUAACUUUUGCAUUGUGUUGAAUGAGAACGAGAUUGAGUGACUAAGUUAAAAUUAAAUUGAUUUAGGUAAAGAAAGAAAAGUUUCAUUUUGUUUUGUUUUGUUUGAUUUUGUGAGUAUUAUUAUUUAUAUGUUCAGAUAAUUAGAAAUAUAGUUUAGUUUGCUCUUUUCUGCAUUUUGCAAAGAAGAAAUUGCUUGCUCUAUUUUCUGCAAAGAAGAACUUGCUUUAUUAAAAAUAAUGUCUAGAACUGCUGUUAUCAAUUGGAUGAGACUCUUAAAAUAAGUAAAAGCUGAGCAGAUUGCUCAUUUUCGGUUGUGAUGACAAUUUGUAUGGGGUCAAUUUGAUUUAUGCCAUUCUCUGAGUGUUCAAUUUGCAGAAGAAGAUGUCCCAACACAAACAAGAGUGAAUGGACUGUGCAUGCCAGUGGGGGAAAAGAGACUCAAAGACCCAGGCUGCAAAGAAAUACGGGCACUCGUUGAUGGGCCUUCAGCUCACCCCUGAUUCCAGCUAACCCCUGAAAGAGGAAGGUGAAACUUCUGGGGGCUGACGACGAAAAGACUGAGUUCAUGCAGAAACAACACAUCCUGCCAUGAUGCAGAGAGAGAAAGACGGCUGCAUUCAGAGUCAACCUCAUGUUCCACCUGGUCCUCAUGACAGACUGAGAGACCCAACGUACUGGAUGAAGAAGGACACUAAAACUGCCAAGCAGGCUCAACUGACUACCUGACCCUACGAGUGGGGGACUUCCCUCUCUUCCUCGUGUGUGUGUGCAGGUACUGCCUCUACUGUGAUCACUGCAGAGAAUGCCUCAGAAUUAGACUUGUCAUCACAACUUACAAACUGAUAAUAGUCUCAUAGCAGCUCUUUAUUUUGUUAACCUCCUGCACUUUUCUGUCGAUAUGCACCAGUCCAACCCUUUAUGAAAUGGAAGUUAAGUGUUGGCUUGACUGAUGUUCAGUUAAACUGGGUUUGGACUUAAUUAGAGAAUGUUGUGCAAUGAAGAGAGUUUAGAGACUGCUCUCAGGACAGACAUGUGUGUUACAUAGUUCUCUUAAAUAGAAUAUGGAUGGUAGAGAUAUGAUAUUAGUCACUCCAUCUUGGCUAAUAGAUAUUUAUUCUUUAUUAAAAAAAAAAAUUUCAAACCUUUAAAAUCAAUAUAUAUUUCAUCGCAAAUGCUGUCAUCAGAGAUUAUGAUUAUGGUUAAUCAUGGAUCCAAAAUUAUGAGAUCUCCAGUUUAUUUUUUAUUAUUAGAACAGCUCAUGAGCAACUGUAGAAAGGAUACUUUUUUUUUCAUAGAUGAAUAAUAAAAUAUAUUUACGAAAUUAAUUUUCUUAGUCGUGGCAUGCCUAGGCUUGAAAAAAAAAUUAUUUAAAACUGGUGUUUGUUUUUGCGGUGUUAAAAUCAAUUCUAUUGCGACUGGCGUCGUUUGACUAAAUCAUUUAAAAAAAAAAAAAAAAAACCUAGACACUGUUGCGCGGGGAAUGCCACAGUGCCUAUGUUUCAUCAUUUCCAACGUCGUCCAAAGAGUUUUAUUCAAUUGGACUUGGUGGUAUUCCACCCUUAACAAUAUCUAUUCCCCAUUAAAAAAAAAAAAUAAUUAUACUCUGGCCAGAGACAUAAAAAUAUGUGUGUGUGUGUGUGUGUGUGUGUGUGAGUGAGGGUGCACCAUGGUGAAGAAAAAUGCCAUAAACAGCUGUAUUCAAAUUUUCUGAGAUUCACAUUAUAUGAAUUAUGCCUAAUGAAAUAAUGGUCAUGGAUGAAUUUGGCUAAUAAUCCUGACCUGGGUUAUUGUGGCAGAAUGAAACAAUGCCACACCUGCGCAGGGGGAACAUUUCUUGGGAAAGCAGAACAAGCAAUCUUGUCCUGUUUACCCCACAUCUAACUUUCCUUUUCUUUCCAGCAUGUCAUGAUGGAUUCCACUGAAUGAACUGAUUCUGUUCUGAAUGUAUAAUGUAUUGUUUUGUGAUUGUUGAAGUGUUGAGAGUUAUCCAGGUAGAGGAAUUUAUAUUACUGGGUAAAAAUAAGAAAUUAUUCACUUAUUUAAUCAACAAGUGAAAUAUUAUAACAAUUAAAUUAAAUCAUGUAUGAUAUUGCCAGAUAGAGGAAUAUCAUGGUCUGAACAGCCCUGGAUAACCCUCACACCAAAUGAAUUUUCACAGGUUUUGAUACCCCAAGGAGGACUGGACAGGGUGAUGUGUAAAUAUAUGUUGUCUCUAACAAAAACAUUUCAGGGUCUUCAUUCACAGGUCAAAGCUGUGCUGUUGAUUGCUGAAAUUCAUCCUAAUCCGAGUGCUAAUGUAUUGUUAAUCAUGUGAAAAACGACAAUAUUGUUGUCUUGUGUGGUUGUUGUUUUUUUUUUUUUUUUCCUUGUGUGCGUUAUAUCUUCUCCAUGUCUAGGUUCAGUACGAGUAGAUGUAAUCAGGAGAGUAUGUGUGGUAUAUUCAUCGAACAAGUUCUUUUUCCUGUGGGACGCCUGAUUGUGACCACUGGAAAGGAAGUGUCCGUUAGGAGAGUCAACGAAGAGAAUGAGUAAACUCAACUGGUGGCUUAAAAGCCCAAUGUUUGCUCCAACUCAUCAAGAGUGAACCAAGGAAGGAUCGACGAGCACCCCAGUGCUUAGCAACACAAGGGGAAGUCCCCAGAAAGACUGAAACUGAUUACAUCAUCCUACUGCGGCAGCACAGAAUGGAGAGAUUGAGACUUUGAAGGAUUGAGUUGUUUAGGGUUAUCAAAUGAUAUAUAGUUGUUUAAUUUGUCUAUUUGUGUGAUACAUCUGAUGUUAUGUAAUUGUUCUUAGUUUUUAUUUGGGUCUAGUUGAUAUUGAAUUCACAAUUUAUCAUGGCAAAUUAAUUUGAUUCUUUACUAAAACUGGCUAACAAUUUAAGACUAAUGGAAGAAAUUUUAUCCGCCUGAUAGUUGCGGUAAGUCCUCAACCCAGCAAAAGUCCAGGGGACGUUCGGGGUCGGGUUUUUCUAGUAGCCCUCGUCGGACCAGCCUAGUGAAGGCUUCCAGUCAAUAUUUUAUGCAGUUAGCUGGGGUUAGAGAGGUACCCGCAGCUUCAUUUAGAGGUGAUGCUUUUAUAUUCAAUUUAUUCGGUAUCCAUUUCAUAUCUUUUGACAAUUUUGUAAUGAGUCUCUCAAGACUCAAGUGGGGGACUGAUGGAUCCGAAAUGGUCAAUAUUCAUAUUCAUGCAUUUUUAUUAAUAUUCAUUUUUUUAAUCAUUUAUGGCUUAGGAUUUAUCAGUUUUACUUUUGCUUUCAUUUAUUUUUGUACUAAUACUU